UUCCAAUUCGACAACAAAGCUCUUCAAACCCUAACUUGGGAACCUUAACUCUGUCUCUGUUUCGUCUUUCUUACUUAUAUAUCUGAAAAAAGAGCCCCUGUGAUUUAGACACAGCUAUGGUUAAGUAUUUGUUCAGAAGAAGAGAUGAUUUCGUGGCGCCAGAGAUUUCUUUCGAUCUCAUUAUCGAAAUCUUAACUAGGUUACCUGCCACAUCGCUUAUGAGGUUCAAGUGUGUCUCAAAGCUCUGGUCUUGUCUGAUCCGUUCUCGAUACUUUAGCAACCUUUAUCUCACGGUCGCAUCGCGACGACCGCGACCACUUGUUCUAUACAUGAGUUUGAAUUAUGAGACACACUAUGACUGUGAUUCAAUGGAAGUCUGCAACAACCCUGGAAAGUAUGAAUUGCUAUCAUUGACGUUACCAUCUGGUAGUAGUGCUGAAUCAUCAUCGCUAGAACCGGAUUUGACUUUCCCAGGGAUGGGAGGAUACAUGAUGGUGUCUCUACGCGGUUUGAUCUUAUACACUGUGUGUAAAAAAGCAUGCAUCUAUAAUCCCACCACUAGACAAAGCUUAACCUUACCCGCAAUUAUCUUUUCUCAAGAAGAACCUAAGAAUGUCUACUACUCUUUCGGGUACGAUCCUGUUCAUGAUCAAUACAAAGUAGUCUGUAGUGCUGUGGCAUUCUCGGAAAAGAUAACCUCCGAGUAUUGGGUCUUCGUACUGGAACCCGGAGGUUUUUGGAAAAGAAUUGAGUGUGAUGAUGAUCAACAAACUCACUUUCCUAGAAGACAAAGACUCUGCAUCAACGGUGUUAUAUAUUACGUGGCUGGCACUCUUACAUGUCGCCGUAAGCUUUACUGUUUUGACGUUAGGUCUGAAAAGUUUAGUACGAUCCAAGCACCACAUGAGGUGUCUGAGUUUUGUGAGUCCAUUGAUUUUAUAAAUCAUGGUGGAAAACCAGCACUUUUUCGUUAUACACAUAUUAGAGAAACGGGUGUGUCGGACUUGUGGUUUUUAGAAGAUGGUGGAAAAUGGUCGAGGAAGUCUCUGGUUUUGAAGCCUUGUCAGAGACAUUUACUGGACGACGACCGUUACAAUGAGGUUAUCUUGGCGUUGAUUGUGCAUGGUACGGCUCAGAACAAUGAGGUUAUCUUGGCGUUGCCUUUUUCUGGUUGCCUUCUCUAUUAUGAUACGAUAAAGAAUGAUUUGAGAAGGGUUAAUAUCAUCAGAGCAACAACACCGGACCAGGACGAGUGGCCGGGAGUGUGUGUCGAGGUGAUGGAUAAGUGGAAAAGCAUUAUGCACUUGGAAAUUUGACUACAGUUUGUUCUAUUAGUUUUAUCAUUAUAUCUAAUUUUGUUUGCCAAAUAAACUA
This is a messenger RNA of Raphanus sativus (radish), 1374 nucleotides long. RefSeq names its product putative F-box protein At5g62660. Lineage: Eukaryota; Viridiplantae; Streptophyta; Magnoliopsida; Brassicales; Brassicaceae. The record is from RefSeq and is a predicted model, not a curated record. Bases 117 to 1316 code for a protein of 399 amino acids. Gene Ontology annotation, molecular function: protein binding. The transcript has a single exon.